Photinus pyralis (common eastern firefly) is the source of this 1202-nucleotide messenger RNA. RefSeq lists its product as uncharacterized. The transcript is spliced from 10 exons. Lineage: Eukaryota; Metazoa; Arthropoda; Insecta; Coleoptera; Lampyridae. The record is from RefSeq and is a predicted model, not a curated record. Bases 282 to 1202 code for a protein of 306 amino acids.
GAAAAAGUCUACGUUCCCACGAGAGUUUAUGAUAACGUUAACAUUUUCUCGUAAGUGUAAACCUGAGAACAGAAACGGAUUCCCUUUCAUAAAAAGAUGGAAAGGUUACUUCAGGUGCAUGCCCUACUGUUACUUAGAAUUUUCUCAUCGGCAGAUGUGGACUUUGACUGUCAACCCGUCUGAGCAAAGUUUACGUUCCCGCGGGAGAGUUUAUGCUAACGUUAACAAAAUAUUCUCGGUAUAUACCCGUACAUGUCUUACAUGAAUCAGUUUAGAGUUCGAUGCAAAUCGCUAUCAUGUCGGCGGCAAAACGUGUAAAAUUAUCUACGAAAAAGAGUGCACCAAAAGCGAGUGGUAGUUCUUCAACAACGACAGUACCGAAAAAUACAAAAACUGCCGAAAAACCUCUUCCGCAAGAAGCUAUCAUUAAUUUAGUGGACGAGGAUGGUCCAACUGAGAGAAUAACAACAACAACGACUCAUCUAAGAAACAGCGCGUUUAAUACCUUGGAUGAGUUGCUGGAUCAGUUGGAUGGAAACAUCCACCACGUGUACGCUCCCCAAAGAGUGGACAACAACAUAAAAGGCACCGUCAAUAACAUGCAACAUUAUCAAACCACCACCAGCCUACAGCCGGCUCAAACAGCACCGCAAUCGACAAGUUACCAGUUACAAGUGGACAACAACAUAAAAGGUACCAUCAAUAACAUGCAACAUUAUCAAACCACCACCAGCCUACAGCCUGCUCAAACAGCACCGCAAUCGACAAGUUACCAGUUACAUAUUCCAGAGGGGACCGCCCGUGUGCUACAACAUAUUAUAAUACCACCGCCACCACCACCGGCAGAGCCGCAACUACAAGGAGCACAACAACAGACGAGUACCGUCGGUCAAUCUCAGCAUGCACAAAAGGACAUGAAGCUUCUGAGGGAGGUGUUCGAACAAAGCUUCUAUGAGACGAUCUCCCAGCCUCGUUCAGAAACUGGAGAAAUAAUUCCACCGAUCCAACUUCCAACAGCCGUCGUUCCCUCAUGGAUUGAACCUGCAACACCCCGUGAAUUGGCGAAGGCGUCGCUUGCAUGGUUGCAACAGAAGGCUCCUGAAUACAUGCAGCGGUACGAAGACGCGCAAAAGGGGAACUCGGCGGCUUACAGCGAUAGACCGUGGUACAUUGUCUCAUUAGAAGCCGCUCUCGCAUUGUGA